Molecule: messenger RNA, 2829 nt
Organism: Drosophila montana
Lineage: Eukaryota; Metazoa; Arthropoda; Insecta; Diptera; Drosophilidae
Product: glutaredoxin domain-containing cysteine-rich protein CG12206
Exons: 5
Coding region: 540-2714 (724 amino acids)
Biological process (GO): sensory perception of sound
Source: RefSeq, a predicted model, not a curated record
CAAAUGAAAUUUGUGUGCAACAAGCGGCGAAUGCAGGCUAGCAGUAACAGCAGCAACAGCAGCGACAGCAGCAACAACAACUGUAACAUUUAGAGGUUAGGCGCCUUGUCCGCCCGCUUCAAAUAUUUUCGGACUGGGUAUCCCACAACUGGUCAGCGCCAGGUUCAAGUGUAACCAGUUACCAGUUUCCAGAAACACAACAACAGCAACAAAAACAACAACAGCAACAAAAACAACAACAGCAUCAGCUUUGGACGGAGCCCAAGCUUCAAAAGCCGCGGCCCAACAUCCACCUCAAAUGUACAAUCUGCAUGCGGCCAACUAACUGUAAAACGCGCCGUGCAACGGUCAGCAGCAAAUAGCACAACAGCAUCAGCAGCAACAACCUGUAACGACAGCAGCAGCAACAGCAGCAACAGCAACAACAGCAACAACAGCAACAGCAGCGACAACAGCAACACACUUGAGAAUUGCAUAAAAUUGAAAUUAGAUAUUGGCGGCGCAUCAAAUUACCAAAUGCUGUUGCUGUUGCCAGAACUAUGGCAGCGACAAAAAUCAUGGCAACAACAAUAACAACAGCAGAAGCAGCAGCAGCAGCGAUUGGCAGCAUGCACCAUCAGCAACAGCAGCAACAGCAGCAGCAGCAGCAGCAAAGGCCGUUGCGCGGUAUUUCAAUAAUAAUUGAAUCUGAGCAGCCAGCUAAGCCGGCAGGCAACAACAUUGAAGGCGACGAAAUGUCGCUCAAGUCGCAGACCAUGUUGUUGGCAUUUGGCGACAACAGCAGCAGCAAGAGCAGCAGCAGCAACAGCAGUGGCAGCAGCAAUAACGAUCAAGACAACAAUUUGCAGACGCCUCAGGUUGACCAUGCAACCCAUGUUGUUUUGGAAACUAGUUGCAACACGGUGGGAGCAACAGCAGCUGCAGCAACAAACGAGCCAGCAACUAAAUUAUAUCCACAGCUGCUGCUGCGCAUUGGCCAGGCCGAGGCCGAGGUUAACUCUGUGCCUGAUGCUGUUGCUGUUGCAGCCCCGCCAGCAGCAGCAGCAGCAGCAUCAACUAUUAUCAGCUGCAAUGUUGCCGAUGACGUUAGAAACGUGUUACGAGCUGCAGCCACAGCUGAGCUUCAAGCUAUUGAAAUUGAAGAGAGCGCUCUCCACGGCAACGGCAACGGCGACGGCGACGCUAGUCAGUUAACGUUAGGUGCAGUGACCGAAACAGUUGGCGUCUGUGCGCCACAGCACACGGUCAAGAUACAGAUAGCCAACGGUCAGAGCUCGUAUUCAAGUCAAAGCCAGCCCAGGCUCGGCAAACAGAUAAGCGUGGUAAAACUGAACGACAGCCAAAGCGACAGCGACAUGGUAUUACAUUUAAAGCAACAGCAGCAACAGCAGCAACAGCAGCAGCAGCAGCAACUGCUACAAUUGCAACUGCAGCAGCAACAGCAUUCACAAACUGAGGCACAGCCACCCACAGCGCCCUAUCAGCUAUGCUAUUUGGUGUCCAGUGGCCAGUAUUCGCCCUGCGAGACUCUGGACAGCGGCACUGGCAGCGAUCUGGAGAGCAUCAAAUCGCCCAGCAGUGACAGCAAUGCCAUCAACAGCAACAGCAACAGCAAGAACAACAGCAACAGCAACAUUGGCGGCAGCAACAUGAGCGGAAGUGGCGUGCCCAAGCUGGAGCUGCAUCUGAAGACGACUCGCAUCCGAGUUAAUACCCCGAGCGGGCAAUCCGGUACGCACUCGCGCGCCUACAGCUUGACGGACAGCGAGGAGUGUGACGAGAGCAGCUCCUCGCUCAGCUGCGACUCGCUGCACUCCAAUGAGGCGGCGCCGAUACUUAAAUUGGGCGCCCUCUUGCCCAGUUCGCUGCUGCGCGAUAUACGCGACAGGGAGACGGGCAGGGAGGGGCAGAUGGAACAGUCUCUGACGGCGACCAAAAUCGAUGGACGUCCUCUGCAAUAUGAGGCAGAUCAAUAUUACAAUUUUCAUGUGAACGAGCAUGCAAAUUAUCGCAGUUUCGGUCCGGAGAGCUGCAGUCGCAUGUCGCCGGAAUACGAGGCGUACAGUUUGCCAGGCGAAGCCGAGGAGCACGAUGAGGACGCUUUUGCCGGCUAUAAGGACGUGCGCCGCGCCUCACAAACAUCCACAAUACGCUCCUCCAAGGGCACCGUCCGCGGCGUCAAGAAUCGUGUGCGCAAUGGAGUAGCCACCUUCUUGCAGUUGCAGCAGCCGAAUGUCAAGAACUACAUGGAGAAGGAUCUGGGCAAGGUAGUACUGUACACAACCAGCAUGGGCAUCAUACGGGAUACCUAUGCCAAGUGCGCGAAUGUCAAGCAGAUAUUGCGUACACUGCUCGUCAAGUUUGAGGAACGGGAUGUAUUCAUGAGCAUCGAGUAUCAGCAGGAGAUGCGGGAUCGCAUGCACCAUGGCACGAUACGGGUGCCGCAGCUAUUCGUUGAGGGCCAGCACAUUGGUGAUGCCGACACGGUGGAGCGUCUGAACGAGAGCGGCGAACUGCGCCAACUAUUGCGACCUUAUAAGUCGCUGGCCUCGGCGUACACCUGCCAGACCUGCGGAGGCUAUCGAUUGCUGCCCUGCCCCUCGUGCAAUGGCUCCAAGAAGUCCGUCCAUCGAAACCACUUUACCGCCGAAUUCGUGGCCCUCAAGUGCAUGAACUGCGAUGAGGUUGGCCUGGUCAAGUGCCCGACCUGCUAGAGUCCCCCUCCUCCCCAUUUGCCCUCAACUGGCCGCCGAAGCUGAUUAAAUUUUAUUUAUUCACUCGCGUACCAUUUUAUUUCGUUUCUAGUAAUAAUGCGUAUUUACCCAAGAA